This is a messenger RNA of Branchiostoma belcheri (Belcher's lancelet), 716 nucleotides long. RefSeq names its product cytoglobin-2-like. NCBI's taxonomy places the organism in Eukaryota, Metazoa, Chordata, Leptocardii, Amphioxiformes, Branchiostomatidae. Bases 32 to 637 code for a protein of 201 amino acids. The transcript is spliced from 4 exons. The record is from RefSeq and is a predicted model, not a curated record. Gene Ontology annotation, molecular function: heme binding; oxygen binding.
UCCCGCUGAGAUAGUGUGAACCCAAGUCAACAUGGGCGGUGUUCUGGGAAAGCCGAUGUUUCUUGUAAGAAACCUGUUGUGGAAAGUCCUGUUCUCUUGGUGGAUGAAGCCCAUAGAAGCGCCUGAUGACGUCACAGGUCUGACGCCCACCCAAGUCCGACUUCUCCAGGAGUCUUGGAAGGUCAUCCUCCUCCAUAAGAGACAAAAUGGUUUUCUCAUCUUUAGGAUAUUGUUCACGGACUAUCCUAUGACGAAGAGUCUGUUCAAAGGCAUCGACAAGGUUGACCCUGAACAGUAUGAGAAGACCACGUCCAUGCGAGCACACGUCACACGCUUCAUCAACAGUUUCGACACCUUCAUGGAGUGUCUGGAGGAACCCGAAUCCCUGAAAAAACUUCUGUACGACACCGGCAAGGCACACCUCAGACACAACACCAAACCAGAGCACUUUGAUGAUCUAGAAGUGGUGAUGAUGAAGUCCCUGAAGGCGGUGCUGGGACAGAAGUUUACGCAGUCGGUAGAGAAGGCCUGGAAAACAGCGUUCUUAUUCUUCAUAGUCCACCUCAAGAUGGGGGUGCAGGACGGCUUACGGGGGCGGGAGGAAAAAGACUCAAGUGUAGUAGUGACGGUGGAAUGAUGUGGACUUACAAAUCCUGAGCAGAAAUGAGGAGCAGACCAAGAUGGUAUCUAGCUAUAUAUAGGCUUUUUCUGUAAAU